Epinephelus moara (kelp grouper) is the source of this 1119-nucleotide messenger RNA. Its product is annotated as globoside alpha-1,3-N-acetylgalactosaminyltransferase 1-like. Gene Ontology annotation, cellular component: Golgi apparatus; vesicle; membrane. The coding region runs from base 102 to 1097 and encodes 331 amino acids. The transcript has 11 exons. Gene Ontology annotation, molecular function: hexosyltransferase activity. Gene Ontology annotation, biological process: carbohydrate metabolic process. The record is from RefSeq and is a predicted model, not a curated record. Lineage: Eukaryota; Metazoa; Chordata; Actinopteri; Perciformes; Serranidae.
CUUUCAAAGAUGAUUUUUGAUGGCAUUCUCUUCCCUGUUGGAAACCUUCGGCGUAGACACACGGGCUGACCCACGGGCACGCGGAUGUAAAGGAACGCGCAAUGCUGCGCGAGCGAAGGGCCGUCUGUCGCUACUUAUCCACCUUAAGUAACAUCCCAUCCCUCAGUGUUUGCCUGGACAAUGGCUGGAGGAUCGGAGACCUGAAAAUACAAACUGGACUGAACUAUGCUCAGCCAAGCACACAGAGAGGACGCAUCGAUGUGAACUCGGUGACAAACUGGAAUGUUCCUCUGGUUUGGGAGGGGACCUUUGAUCCAGUGGUAGUUGAUGCCAUUUAUAAGAAAAUGAACCCAAGAGUUGCAGUGCUGGUGUUUGCUGUUGGCAAUUACAUACGUUUCCUAAAGGGCCUCCUGGAGUCGGGGGAAAAGUACUUUCUGAUUGACUUCAGGGUCACUUACUACAUCUUCACAGACCAAGAGGAAGAUGUCCCCAAAAUCACCAGUCAGAUUAAAAUGGGUAGGGGCCGGAAAACAUCAGUUGUAACCAUUCCUAGUGCCAGCCGCUGGCAGGAUGUAGUACUUGGCAGGAUGAAAUGGGCCACCAUCACCAUUGAGAAACAGAUCCGUGAUGAAGCAGACUAUGCUUUUAUGAUGGACAUCGACAGUGUCUUUUACGAUCGUUUUGGAGCCGAGUCUCUCAGUCAGCUGACUGCCGUGCUUCAUCGUGGCUACUACAAGGAUACAAAAAGGGAUCAGUUUCCAUAUGAGCGUCGGCCCACGUCCAAGGCCUUCAUCCCUUAUGAUGAAGGAGACUACUAUUACACUGCGGCUAUGUUGGGUGGAUACCUGGAGGACAUGUACAAGCUAGUCAAACACUGUUACAUGCAGUCGCUGGAGGAUGAAAAGAAUAAGAUUGAAGCUGUGUGGCAAGAAGAGAGUCACCUCAACAAGUACCUGUUGUACAACAAACCAACCAAGGUGCUGUCUCCAGAGUACCUGUGGUCAGACUACGAUGAGGAACCAGAUGACAUUCAAGUCGUCAGGCUCUCCCAGUUGAUCAAGAACUAUAAAGAAGUGCGGCCUAAUGGUGGACAGUGAUGUCUAGUCAAUGAUAUCUGUA